Molecule: messenger RNA, 4072 nt
Organism: Anopheles maculipalpis
Lineage: Eukaryota; Metazoa; Arthropoda; Insecta; Diptera; Culicidae
Gene: Cont
Product: contactin
Exons: 4
Coding region: 61-4029 (1322 amino acids)
Biological process (GO): axon guidance; cell-cell adhesion
Cellular component (GO): plasma membrane; axon
Molecular function (GO): protein binding
Source: RefSeq, a predicted model, not a curated record
CGUAGAACCGCGCCCUCCAAAAGUGUUUCCCCAAAUGGUUGGCUGGAUGCGCCCAACAUCAUGGCAUCUUUGUGUUUUAACCCACUACAAUGGUUCGUACUGAUCGGUGCCGUCCUGCAGCUGGCAGCUGGCCAGCAAGGUAGUGGCUUGCUGCGCAGCGGAAACAAUCCCUUCUAUGACGAACCGGAGGACUAUCUACUCCAGCAGCAGCAGCGCACGCCCAACAAUGUUGACGAUAUCUUUCUGCGGACGGGUGAUAUGCGCAGUGCUGAGGAUUACUUCUGCCCUGAGCACUGGACCGCCUUCCGGGGCACCUGUUUACGAGUACACAAAUCCCCGCGGAAAAAUUGGUACGCGGCGCAAAAGAUCUGCCAAGCGUAUCAGGGCGAGCUGCUGAGCGUGGACACGAUAGAGAAGCAUUCGUUCGUGGUAAAGCUGCUCGAUCGGGACGUGAGUAAGCUGGGCCGUUACUACGUCUCGGCGCGGCAGGUUUCACCCAGCAACUGGGUAAACGCAGACAAAAGCCAGCUAAUCGCAAUCGAGGAUGCGAUCAACUACGAGCCGCUCAGCACGGAAGCGAACGACGAGUUUCAGUCGUACUUCGAGGGUGCGAACGUGCGCAACACGAUCGAGCAGGAUGAAGCGGACGAUCCGCGUCGGUUCUACCAGUCCGAACGGUACCGCAACCGAAAUAAUCUGGUGCUCGGGUUUAACAUGCACAAGGAGAAGUGGCAAUUCUAUCCGGUGACCGGUGACGAUCCGUACCUGUUUAUCUGCGAGGCUCGCACACUGUACAGUCAGGAAAAUUGGAACACACUGUUGGAAGAUCGGCGCCAGUUUGAUUACGGACUGGAGCAGACCGAUGUGGAGCGGAUACCGCGAGGUCCUUACUUUAUCCGGCAACCGGUGGACACGACGUACGACACCGGGAAGGCAAGCAUUACGCGCGAUGUGACGCUCAGCUGUCUGGCGGGUGGAUAUCCAACGCCCCGGUACACCUGGUACAAGGAAGAGUACGUAAAGGACAAUCUUACCGUCAUACAGAUUGAUCCGCUGAAGAACGCACGCCAUACGGUGAGCGGUGGGAAUCUCAUCAUACACCGACCGUCACAAAAUUUGGACCAAGGAACGUACCACUGUACCGCCCACAACAGCUAUGGCAAGGUGAUGUCCGAAAGCGUCCAGCUGAACUUUGGCUACAUACUCGAGUUUAAUCUACAACGCGCACCGGAAAAGGGUGAAGAGAACUGGGGCAAAGCGCUGGUGUGCGAGGAACCGCAACACUAUCCGGAUGUCAAGUUUUACUGGUCCCGCAACUACUUCCCGAACUUUGUCUACGAAGAUCAGCGCGUUUUCGUUAGUCACGAUGGCUCACUGUACUUUAGCUCGCUCGAGGUAAUGGAUCGGGCGAACUAUUCCUGCACGGUAAUGAGCACCGUCAGUGACACUGGACGAAAUGGGCCAUUUUUCGAACUAUCAGUAUCUCCCUCUCCCCAUUACCAAGAUCUGAUCUUUGCCAACUCGUUCCCGAAAGCGUUUCCGAAGGUACCGCUAGCCGGGAAGGAUGUACGGCUCGAAUGUAUGACGUACGGAUACCCGGUCGCAUCAUACAAUUGGACGCGAAGAAAUGGGAAUCUACCCCGGAUGUCACGGUUGGAGAAUUACAACCGUGUGCUGCUGAUACAGAACGCAACGGUAAACGACAAUGGGGAGUACCUGUGUACGGCAAGAAAUGGGAAGAAAUCGAUCGUGCAAAGUAUCUUCCUGAACGUUCAGAUGGAACCAAACUUUACGAUACCGUUGCGCGAUCGUACCAAAGACUUUCAGAGUUCGGUAUCGUUCCUGUGCGAAGCGUACGCAAUUCCGGAUGUUAACUACACAUGGUACAAAAAUGGAGAAUUGAUGGAGGAGGAUGGAGGUAGUGCUGGUGGUGGAGGUCGCUUUAAUAGGGACAAGUACACGGUGCAGGACAAUCUGCUGAAGAUCAACUAUCUCGAUCCGGAGGAGGACAAUGGUAUGUACCAGUGCAAGGCAACGAAUCAGCUGAAGGGUGUUUAUUCGUCGGCUCAGCUGCGCGUACUCAGCAUGAAACCAUCGUUCAAAAAGCAUCCACUAGAGUCGGAAAUUUAUAGCAUCGCGAACGGAAACACCACUAUCCGGUGCGAGCCGGAAGCAGCACCAACGCCAAAAAUUGUCUGGAAAAAGGAUGGCAAUGUGAUCGGUAGCGGAGGACAUAGGAAGAUUUAUCCGACCGGGACGCUACACAUCGCGCCAACAUCGCGUGACGAUGAGGGAACGUACACGUGUAUCGCAUCCAAUACACAGGGCAUGGCGGAAUCCAAGGCCCGGCUGAUAGUGUUGCAGGAGUUGCGCUUUAUCGAGCAGUUACCACCAAAACAGAUCAAACAAAUCGGUGAGAUGCUGUUUAUGCGCUGUGACGUAACGUACGAUCAGCUGCUGGAUGUCGCGUUCGUUUGGACACACAACGGUCAACUGCUAACGGGGUACGAUGAUGAGGAUGAGCAGCGGCGCCAUCAGCAACCGACAGGACCGGCCCCAGAUGGUGCCCGCAUCCGUAUCCACUACAAUACGCUCGAGGUGCACAAUCUGACGCUCGUCGAUGGAGGCGAGUACGAGUGCAUUGCCAAAUCGUCCGUUAACCGUAUUGUAUCGCGAGCGACUGUCCUCAUCCAGGGACCACCCGGGGCACCGGGUGCGGUGAAGGUGAUCGAGAUAAAAAAAACGGAAGCACUGCUCGAGUGGACCAAUGGUAACGAUAAUGGACGUCCGAUACUUUACUACAACAUACUGGGACGUACCGAUUGGAACCGCACGUGGACGAACGUGUCGACGCACGUGAUCGCCCAGGAAGCGGACCGUUACAAUGGCCGUCGACAGGCAACGGUCACCGAUUUAACCCCCUGGUGUGGGUACGAGUUUGCGGUCGUAGCCGUAAACGAUCUUGGUCUGGGGACGCCCAGUCUACCUUCGCCACGAUACAGCACCCAGAAGGAUCGGCCCUACAUUGCACCACGAAACGUUGGUGGUGGUGGUGGUAAGAUCGGUGAUUUAACCAUCACCUGGGAUCCGUUGCUGCCGCACGAACAGAACAGCAUCAAUGUACACUACCGAGUGUUUUACCGGCUGCAUGGGCAGCGCGAAUGGGCGACCGAGGAACUGCAGCGCCAGGGCAACGUGGGUAAAGCGAUCAUACACGUGCCGACCGACAAGUAUUUUACACGGUACGAGGUAAAGGUACAGGCAGUAAACGAUCUAGGCGUCGGACCGAUCAGCGAACCGGUGGAGAUUUUCUCGGCGGAGGAUAUGCCACAGGUUGCGCCACAGCAAACGAUCGCACGCAGCUUCAACUCAACCGCACUGAACGUUACGUGGGUGCCCGUUUCCCAGACACGCGAAACUAUUCGUGGCAAGCUGAUUGGACAUCGGCUCAAGUACUGGAAGAAGGAGCACAACGAGGAAGAUUCGGUGUACUAUCUGUCGCGUACCACGCGUCCGUGGGCACUCAUCGUUGGUCUCGAACCGGACACGUACUACUUUGUCAAGGUGAUGGCCUACAAUGCCGCAGGUGAAGGUCCAGAAAGUGAACGUUACCUCGAGCGUACCUAUCGAAAGGCACCGCAGAAGCCACCGUCCUCGGUACAGAUCGCCGGUAUCAAUCCGUCCACCAUUCGGGUCACCUGGCGUUACAUUGCACCGUCCCAGGACGAGGAACCGGUGCAAGGGUACAAGAUACGCAUCUGGGAGAAGGAUCAGGACAUGUCGAGCGCCAACGAUACGGUCGUACUGGUUGGACGGAAGCUGGAGAAGUACAUCGACAAUCUUACGCCAGGGAAAUCGUACAAUCUACGUGUUCUUGCGUACAGUAACGGAGGAGAUGGUCGCAUGUCCAGUCCACCGAUCCAGUUCCAGAUGGGCAUUACCCAAUCACCCCUGAACAGUGCCAACAAUCUGACCGUUUCGAUCGUUACGUUGGUCGCGUUGUUGAGCGCAUUGUUGUGUCUCCCGUAGCCAACCACAGCAUGCGGAUCAUAUUUUUCUUUCCAAAACCCGC